Branchiostoma belcheri (Belcher's lancelet) is the source of this 798-nucleotide messenger RNA. RefSeq lists its product as uncharacterized. Bases 1 to 798 code for a protein of 265 amino acids. Gene Ontology annotation, biological process: mesoderm formation; regulation of transcription by RNA polymerase II. NCBI's taxonomy places the organism in Eukaryota, Metazoa, Chordata, Leptocardii, Amphioxiformes, Branchiostomatidae. The record is from RefSeq and is a predicted model, not a curated record. Gene Ontology annotation, cellular component: nucleus. Gene Ontology annotation, molecular function: protein dimerization activity; DNA-binding transcription factor activity, RNA polymerase II-specific; RNA polymerase II cis-regulatory region sequence-specific DNA binding. The transcript is spliced from 2 exons.
AUGCCAGAGCUCGCCGCCGCGGCAAGAAUCGACAGCUCGUCGGGAGACGAGAGCGACGUAGACCGCCGAGAGACGGUCCGCUACCACCCGGUGCUCUCCGCGGCCGAGCUCGAGGCCGAACGGGAGCGGGAACUCCAACAGAGGCGCACGGCGAGCGAGCGGGAACGCGCCCGAAUGAAAGACAUGAACCGAGCGUACGAGGCUCUACGGACCAAGCUUUCGCAUCGAAGGGAACCAGGCAAGAAGCUGUCGAAGAUUCAGUGUCUGAAGUUCGCCAUUGAGUACAUUUCGGACUUGGAGGAAUCGUUGACGAUGUCCUAUAACGAGAGAACGGCGACGGCGGACUAUGUCUACUGGGCUAAAACUCGGGGAUACAUUUGGGCCAAGGAAAAGGCCGCACAAAUGCCAAACGAAGGCCGCCGUCCCCCUGUUUCAAGUCUGCCAUUCCCCGAUGUUUCUACUACCUCAAAACACAACAGCAGCUCUGUCAACAACAAUGACAUAAAUACAAACAACAACGCGCACAUGUGUAGCCCAGUUCACCCCUCGCCUGUGGUCAGCCCUACACGCCCGGCUAGUAGUAACAUUACGGUAUACGGGUUCGAUUCCCAGUGUGUACAGGACUACAGUCCGGCCAGUCUAUGGACGCUGAGUAAAGAAAACAGUCAGGAGUACGAUUCAAACGACGCGGAGUUGGCCUGGAGUGAAUGGAGUACGGAACAGGGAACAUGCGACAUGGACGCACCUCAGCAUUAUCUACAAAGAUAUGACUCUUGUUUCGGCACCAGUACGGUUUGA